Molecule: messenger RNA, 1140 nt
Organism: Vicia faba (fava bean)
Lineage: Eukaryota; Viridiplantae; Streptophyta; Magnoliopsida; Fabales; Fabaceae
Source: the annotation of a GenBank genome assembly
AUGAAAGGGGGUGUUUAUAAUGUAUGUGGGCAAGACCCUGAUUUAUGGUCAUACUUUGAAGCAUGUGACUUAAUUAAGAGUAUGGGUUCAUCGUUUAAAAUUGAAGAUGUGAAAAUAUGGUGGAAGUUUGAACAUGGCUCGCUUGAAAAUUAUCUAAAACCCCUUGUUAAUGAUGAGGAUGCAACAAUAGAGAGGUUAAAAGAGAAAGAAAAAGACCAUGAUAAUAUUAAGGAAAAUGAAGAUGGUGAGGACAGUGAAUCAUCUGAAGACUCUUUGGAUGUUAUACACUUUGAAGAUAGUGAAGAGGAGAUGAUGCACGAUUUUGAUGAAGACAUAGGUGAAGAGUUAAACAAUAGAGUGGAUAAUGGUGCUGGUACAGGUGGAGUAUAUAAUGGUGAUGGUAUAAGUCAAAUAGAUAAUGUUGAUGGUACAAGUCAAAUGGAUAAUGGUCAAGGAAUACAUAAAGGGAUGACUACAGUUGAGAUGGAUAGGGAAUAUGUAGUUGAUGAUUAUUACAUCACAAAUGAGCUUGAUAUGGGGCAGACGGUGAUAGUGAUUAUGCAAUUUAAAAAGGUUGUACUGGAACACAAUGUGUUGAAUGGUAGGGAGGUUAGGUUUGCCAAAAAUGAUGGGCAAGGUGUAGGGUUAUUUGUAAGGACAAACAACAAUAAGCACAAAUAUGGAAGAAAGUUCUUCAACAAGAAUGCUAAUGCUAAUUGGGUAUCUAGAGUGAUUGUUGACAAGUUAAAGAAUAAUUCAGGUAUGAAAUUAAAUGAAGUUGUAGCAGAUGUAAGAUUGAGUGGUAUAGAUCCUGAUGAAUUAGAGGCAUUGUUGAAUGAUGAUCACAUACUAGAUAUUGCACCAUUAAGAAUUGAUACUAGUCCUGUAAAGAAUAAUAGGCUUGGUCCCAGAACCUUUAUUGGUAAAUGUCCUAAGGUGAAACUAAUGAUAUCACCAAGGAAAAAGUCAAAAAUUGUUGUAUCUCCAAGUAGAAUGAGUGACAGACUUAUGACUUUGAAGACAAAGAAUAUAGAGGGACCUGGAAGGGAUCCAAACGAUCCAUUUGUAAUACCUGAAGAAGACUCGACUAUUGGCAGUACUAGGGGAAGAAGAAAUGGGAUGACAUCUAGAAGAGCGUGA